Molecule: messenger RNA, 1221 nt
Organism: Aspergillus mulundensis
Lineage: Eukaryota; Fungi; Ascomycota; Eurotiomycetes; Eurotiales; Aspergillaceae
Product: mitochondrial 54S ribosomal protein uL2m
Exons: 2
Coding region: 1-1221 (406 amino acids)
Biological process (GO): cytoplasmic translation
Cellular component (GO): ribosome
Molecular function (GO): RNA binding; structural constituent of ribosome
Source: RefSeq, a predicted model, not a curated record
AUGCUUCAGCAUCGGAUUGCCCUUAAGGGUGUCCGACUUCCCUUCCGAUGCGUCUCAUCUCUUCUCCCUCGCUCAUACUCGACGGGCAUUGAGGCACACACAGAGACUGUUCCCGCUCAGUCUUCGAGCUCGAGCAUCGAUCCCAGCCUUUCAUUCGCUCCUCCUCCUAUCCGAUCGGACUCUGCCAUUAACAUCCGAAAAUACACACCGCGCACUCCCGGUGUUCGACAUUUGCGAAGGCCCGUGAACGAUCAUCUGUGGAAGGGUCGUCCGGUACACAAAUUGACAUUUCCCAAGAGGGGUCACGCCAAAGGAGGCCGGAAUAACAGCGGUCGAGUUACCGUCCGACACCAUGGUGGUGGACACAAGCGUCGAAUCCGAAUGGUAGACUUUACGCGGGCUGAUCCCGGCCCUCAACUUGUUGAGCGCAUCGAACACGAUCCCGGACGCAGUGCUCACAUCGCCCUUCUUCGCAGCAAAGAAACCGGAAAGCUGAGCUACAUUGUGGCUGCGGACGGUAUGAGGGCUGGAGAUGUCGUGCAGAGUUACAUGGCUGGUAUUCCUGAAGACCUGUGGCGAAGCAUGGGAGGAACGGUUGAUCCUGGUGUUAUGGCUGCUAGGACUGCCUGGAGAGGAAACUGCUUGCCUUUACACAUGGUUCCUGUUGGGUCACUUAUUUACAACGUCGGUCUGCGCCCUGGCGGAGGCGGACAGCUCUGCCGCAGCGCCGGUACGUUCGCGACUGUUAUCUCUAAAGGUGUCAACCAGGUGGCUGCAGCCGACCAAGAGAGCAGGGAAAGCUUGGCAGGCUCGGAAGAGAAGAAGAAGCCCAUGCGGCAGCGAGAGAUUCAAGCUCGGGAGCGCACUCUCCAACACAUCACCAUCCGUCUCUCCUCUGGUGAGGUUCGCCUUAUCCACAAGGACUGCUGUGCUACCAUUGGUGUCGCUAGCAACCCGAACAAGAAGUACGCCCAGCUCGGAAAGGCUGGACGAUCACGCUGGCUCAACGUUCGACCGACUGUGCGCGGUCUUGCCAUGAACGCCCAAGACCACCCUCACGGUGGUGGACGAGGAAAGUCGAAGGGUAACAUCGAUCCGAAGAGUCCCUGGGGUCUACCGGCCAAAUCCGGUUAUAAGACACGUCCUAAGUGGAAGGUCAACAAGGCAGUUGUUGUUGCAAGAGUCCGCAACCAGGGCAAGCGUCGCAGAGGAUACCACUAG